Molecule: messenger RNA, 788 nt
Organism: Eurytemora carolleeae
Lineage: Eukaryota; Metazoa; Arthropoda; Copepoda; Calanoida; Temoridae
Gene: mats
Product: MOB kinase activator 1B
Exons: 8
Coding region: 39-689 (216 amino acids)
Biological process (GO): positive regulation of protein phosphorylation; hippo signaling
Cellular component (GO): nucleus; cytoplasm
Molecular function (GO): protein kinase activator activity
Source: RefSeq, a predicted model, not a curated record
ACAGGGGUUAAACAUUGUGCCAUAGUUUAGGCAGGAAAAUGAGUUUUUUGUUCGGAAAUCGUUCCUCCAAAACUUUUAAGCCGAAGAAGAAUAUUCCAGAAGGAAGUCAUCAACAUGAACUUAUGAAACAUGCAGCUGCCACACUUGGAUCAGGAAAUUUGCGGCUUGCUGUAAUGCUUCCUGAAGGCGAGGAUAUCAAUGAGUGGGUGGCGGUCAACACUGUGGAUUUUUUCAAUCAGAUCAACAUGCUGUACGGUACAAUUACUGAGUUCUGUACAGAAGCUAGUUGUUCCGUAAUGUCAGCUGGUCCUAAAUAUGAGUACCACUGGGCGGACGGGAAUCAAGUCAAGAAACCGAUAAAAUGUUCAGCUCCCAAGUAUAUAGACUUCUUGAUGACGUGGGUUCAGGAUCAGCUGGAUGAUGAAUCUCUAUUCCCUAGCAAGAUCGGAGUUCCAUUCCCUACCAACUUCCUCAUCAUCGCUAAGACAAUAUUAAAACGUCUGUUCCGAGUUUAUGCCCACAUUUACCAUCAACAUUUCAAGGAGGUUGUAUCUCUAGGAGAAGAAGCUCAUCUUAAUACAUCCUUCAAACACUUUGUUUUCUUUAUCCAGGAGUUUGAACUAAUUGACCGGAAAGAACUGGCCCCUCUUCAAGAUUUGAUUGAUCGAUUGACCAAAGCCAAAUCAUAAACAAGAAUUCCUCCGCUUUACAUUUUAUCAUCUUUUUUUUACAAAACUUUGAGUUUUGAAUAUUUUUAACAAAUUCCAACUUUGACAAUAUUGUAAAAU